AUGGAUGUUUAUAUAGCUGCUUUUGCAAGAACUCCUCUUGGUGGUUUUAAUGGAUCAUUAACUUCUUUUACAGCAACAAAACUUGGCCCCAUUGCUGUUGAAGCUAACAUUAGUCCUGAGCUUGUUGAAGAAGUCUUUUUUGGAAAUGUUCUUUCUGCUAACCUUGGUCAGAAUCCAGCAUGUCAAGUAGCUUUAGGUGCAGGUAUCCCAGACAAAGUGAUUGCCACAACAGUUAAUAAAGUGUGUGCAUCAGGUAUGAAAUCUGUAAUUUUAGGUGCCCAAACCAUCAUCACUGGAAAUGCUGAUGUAAAAUCUAUGUCAAACACACCUUAUUAUGCCACAAAAACAAUAUUUGGUUCUAAAUAUGGGGAUCAAACACUUGUUGAUGGUAUUAUAAAAGAUGGCUUAACAGAUGUCUAUAAUAGUUAUCUUAUGGGCAUUGCUGCUGAAGAAUGUGCUGAAGAUUAUAAUAUUACUUGUGAAGAACAAAAUGAUUAUGCUAUUUAUUCAUAUCAAUGUGCACAAAAAGCAUUUGCAGAAAAUAAAUGUUCGGAUGAAAUUGUUCCAAUAAAAGUAUCUGGUGGUAGAGGUAAACCUGAUAAAAUAAUUACACAAGAUGAUGAAGUUAAUAAUUUAAAUGUUGAUAAACUGCGUGCUGUGAAGCCAGCAUUCAUUGACAAUGGUAGUGUGACAACUCCCAAUUCUUCGCCAUUAAAUGAUGGUGCAACAGCUAUUGUUCUAAUUAGUGGAGAGAAAGCUAAAGAGUUGGGUAUUAAAGUUGUUGCAAAAAUUUUAGGUUGGAGUGAUGCUGCUCAGGCACCAGAAAAAUUUACAACAUCACCAUCUGUAGCCAUACCAAAAGAUUUAUCUCAUGCAAAAAAAUCACUUUCAGAUAUUGAUUAUUUGGAGAUUAAUGAAGCAUUUUCUGUUGUUGCUUUAGCAAAUUUAAAAUUGCUUUCACUAGAUAAAGAAAAAGUCAAUGUUUUUGGUGGUGCAGUUGCAACGAGUCAUCCAUUGGGUUGUUCAGGGGCUAGAAUUAUUGCAACUUUAACCAAAAACAAAAGCAUCGAAGAAAUCUGGACAAAUUAUAAGAACCUUAGUAUUAAACGAUUAUUGGCACUAACAAUCUAUGAUUUCAAUCAAUUACUCGCCUCCUUUCUAAAGUAUUUGCCUCAAAAUCCUGAUCUUUACACAAAAAUAAAUUCUAUAAUUUAUGAAAUGGAGGAACUACCAAAUGUUGAAUUGGAUGUGUCAACUUACAAUAUCUUGAUGACAUCUUGUGUGAGGAUAGGUGACUUGACUACUCUGUAUGAAUAUUUUCAAGCUUUUUUCAAUGAUGAUGUCAAGCCAAAUACCAUAAGCUACAAUAUUCUAAUAUCUGGGUAUAUUAACACGGAACAAAAAAGUAAUCGUAGUUUAUUUUUACGCAGUGCAUUUUAUUUUUUUGAUAAUAUGGUGAGUCAAGGUGUCGAGAGGAACAACAAAACGUACACGCUACUAAUCAAAGCAUGCGGUGAAAUGUAUGACUAUCCAAAGGCUUUAGGUUUGUUUAACAAGUUGAUAGAAGAUGGAAUAGAACCUGAUACUAUAGUGUGCAAUGCAUUAUUAUCGGUUAUUUCAAAAACUCAUAGAGAUCCUUCAAAGGCAAUUGAGUUAUUUAAUGAAAUGAAAUCCAGAAAACUACAACCAACAAUCAUAACAUAUAAUAUUAUUAUAGGAUUUAUGAAAAAAAUAGGAGAGGAACAAUUGGCACUGGAAUAUUUUGAGCUGAUGAAAAAAGAUGGUAUUCUACCUGAUGCCAAGAUACUAGAAUCUAUUGGUAUUGUAGGUAUAAAGGCGAUUAGAAUGUUGCGAGAUGAAUUCAAUACAAUGCCAAAGUUGAUUGAUUAUAAUUUAAUGUUGUAUUCCGAAUUGCAAGAAUCAGAUUAUGAAGAUGCAUUAGAGGUUUAUAGACACAUGCAAAAGCACAACGUAAAGCCUAAUUUGACAACUUAUGCAAUAAUAAUAGAUGAUCAUGUAAAAGGUGAGAAACCUGAUAAUGCGUUAGACAUAUUCAAUGUUAUGUUAAAAGAGAACUUGAAAAUAGAUUUUGGAAUUUAUAAAGCAUUAAUAAAUGCAUAUUUGAACAAUCGUGAUUUGGAUAAGGUUUUUUACUUGAUAGAUUUGUUGAAAAAAAAAUCAAAUAUAAGAUUGACGCUUGGAUCGCUUGAAUCAAUAUUGAAAACAGCAGCCAGGCUACCAGAUCCAUCGAUUAUUGAAAAGGUUUUUAAAUAUUUAAAAGAAUCAAAAAUAAUAGCAGAAAAUCAGAACCAUAGAAAUUUAUAUAAUAUUUUAUUAAAUAAAUUAGCAAGUUCGUCAUCAAUAGAAAUCUUAGAAAAUUAUUUGGAUGAAAUGGAAAAUGACAAGAUACCUAUAGUAUAUCCAACAUUUUCCAGUAUAAUUAAAGGAUGUGGUUUAGCAAAAAAAUUUAACGAAAUGGAAUGUUGGUAUCAAAGAAUGAUUUUAAAAUACAAGUUAAAGCCAAACUCUCAAAUAUUAUCAGUAAUAAUAAAUACUUUUAUAGAUGAUAAUAAUUUAAAUUUAAGUAUAGUAUAUUUUAGAGAAUUUUUCAAGUAUGAUGUUAGAAUUAAUGAAGAUGAUGUGAUCAGACUGUUAAAUCUAUUUAGAAAAUUUGGUUCAAACACACGACGCAAUAUAGUGUUAAAUAUAUUAGAACAGAAUGGAUAUGAAGAUUAUAUAACCAAUUAUAACAAUAGAGUACAAUUGAUCAAAAAUAAGCUAGAGACAUUUAGAUGGUUAGAGGAUCAUAAAAAAGGUAGGUUGAUGGUUGAAAGAAUCAUACAUCAAAAAAAUGCUGUUUUUAGGCAUAAUAAUGCUUUAAGAAAAUUAGAGGGCAAUGCAGCUAAUAGACUAAGACUUUGGCAACCUUUUACGACACAUUUUGAUUUUGCAGUUGUUUUGAUUGAUGGGCGUGGAUCUUCAGAUAGGGGAAUAGAAUUUGAGUCGUAUCUUAGGGGACGUAUGGGUACUGUAGAGCUGGAGGAUCAAAUAGCGGGAUUACGAUAUUUAGCAUCAAACAAUAUGGGUGUUGAUUUAGACCGAGUAGCUAUAACAGGAUGGAGCUAUGGUGGAUAUUUAAGUUUGAUGGCAUUGGCACAAUACCCUGAUAUAUUUAAAUUGUCCAUUGCAGGAGCACCAGUAACACAAUGGGAAUUAUAUGACACUGCUUAUACCGAGCGUUACAUGGGACUUCCGGCUGAAAAUAUAGAAGGAUAUCAUAACGGAAGCGUUUUAACUUGGGCAGACAGAUUUCCUGACAAUGAACAUCGAUUACUGAUUGCUCAUGGUCAAAUAGAUGAAAAUGUUCAUUUCAAGAAUUCAGAACUUUUAGUAUCAGCCUUGGUUAGACAUAAUAAACCACAUGUAUUACAACCAUAUCCUGCCGAACGUCACGGUCUUAGGCAUGCGAAUGUUGCAGAACACUUUGAAACUUUAAUGUUUUUUUGGUUGUUAAAUUAUUUGUGA
Messenger RNA from Entrophospora sp. SA101, 3525 nucleotides. NCBI's taxonomy places the organism in Eukaryota, Fungi, Glomeromycota, Glomeromycetes, Entrophosporales, Entrophosporaceae. The record is from the annotation of a GenBank genome assembly.